AAUGUAAUACAACAUGUUAUAAUUUAUAAUAAAUAAUUAAUAAGAAAAUUAAUUAAAUCAAAUUAAUAAAAAAAUUAAUAAGAAAAAAAACCAUUAUUUUUAUUAACUAUAUUAUAAUUAAUUAAUUAAUUAUUAAAAACAAACAAAUAAAUUAAAAAUUUUAUUUAAAUGUAUAGUAAAUAUUUGACAGUAAUCAGAUGACAACAUCAAAUAAAAAAUAUUUUUAUAUUGGUGGAGUUGUUGGUGUUGCAUUACUUGCAUUUUUAGUACAUUACUGGUAUACACAUCGUACAGAUGAUGAUGCUAAACAUAAAAGUUUACAUGCAUUAGAGCAUGCUGUUAAACAUAAAUUACGUCAUUUACAUGUCGAUUAUUUAUUAAGAAAUCCAAAAUUUUUUAUGUAUCGUAAUAAAUUAUUACGUAAUUAUAAACCACAACCAUAUGAUGAUCCAACUGUUAUAUGGGAUAUUGUUAAUUGGUGGCCAAAUGAAAAUGAUAUAUAUCCACAAUAUGAUUCAACAAUGGGACAAUUAUUAUUAACAUUAAAAAAUGAAACAAUUACAAAAGCAAAAUUAACACCAAAAGGUACACAAUUAAAAUUAUUAUUAAAAUUAUCAUCAAUACAAAAAGUUAUAUUUAAACCACAACAUUAUAAUCGUGAUGAUAUUAUUGAAGGACCAAUAUAUUCUGGUAAAGAUCGUCAUAAUUCAGAAAUUUAUUCAUUUUAUUUGGGUGCAGUAUUAGAUUUACGUUGGACACCAAUUGCUGUUGGACGUCGUAUUAAUUUAGAAGAAAUAUAUAAAGUUGCUGAUUCAACAUUAAAAAAAUAUUUUAUAUUAAAUGAAAUUGAAAAUGGUGAAACAAGUAAUACUAAUAAUGAUAAUAAUAAUAAUAAUAAUGAAAAUGAUAAUGAUAAUAAUGGUGAUAAUGAUGAUACUAAAAAAAAUAUUAAUUAUUGUUUUUAUGGUACAUGUCAUUUUUGUAGUGAAGAUGAACCAGUAUGCGGUGAUGAAAAUAAUAUGCUAGAAGGUGCUAUAUUAUUUAUGAUACCUGGUAAUAUACAUAAACAUAAAUCACCAUGGCAACGUACAUAUAAAGAAACAACACGUGCCGAAUGGGAAGAUAAUAUGCAAUUUUGUAAACCAUUAAAAUCAAAAAUGCAAUUAACAUUAUUAUUAGAUUUAAUUGAUGCAUCAAUAUUUGAUUAUUUAAUACAAAAUGGUGAUAGACAUCAUUAUGAAACAAGAGAUGAUCGUUUAAUAUUAACAGAUAAUGCAAAAGGUUUUGGUAAUCCAAGUAAAGAUGUAUUUGAUAUAUUAGCACCAUUAUAUCAAUGUUGUUUAAUACGUAAAACCACAUGGGAUAGAUUAACUGUAUUAUCUGGUGGUUCAUUAACUGAUUUAAUUGAUCGUAUGACAAAAAAUGAUGAUUUAUAUCCAUUAAUUAGUGAAAAACAUAGAAAAGGUAUAGAAAGAAGACUGUUAACAAUAUAUGCUGUUGUAGAACAUUGUAUGGAUUUAUAUGGUGAAGAUAUAUUAAGAUCAUAAUUAUAUUAUUGAAAAAUAAUAUUAUGUGUAAACAUAUUAAAUUCAAAUAUAUUUUAUAUUCAUAACAAUGCAAAACAAAAAAAAAAAUAGCAAAAUGUAAUUUGAAUUUAUGAAAAUUCAAUGAAAUACCUAAAUUAAAUUUUUUAUUUUUUGUUGUAAAAUUCUUUCGCAAAUAAAGACAUAAUUUAUAUACAUAUGUGUAUGUGCAAAAUAUUUAUAAUAUUUUU
Molecule: messenger RNA, 1774 nt
Organism: Condylostylus longicornis
Lineage: Eukaryota; Metazoa; Arthropoda; Insecta; Diptera; Dolichopodidae
Product: glycosaminoglycan xylosylkinase homolog
Exons: 1
Coding region: 198-1547 (449 amino acids)
Biological process (GO): protein phosphorylation
Cellular component (GO): Golgi apparatus
Molecular function (GO): phosphotransferase activity, alcohol group as acceptor
Source: RefSeq, a predicted model, not a curated record